Penicillium verhagenii is the source of this 777-nucleotide messenger RNA. RefSeq lists its product as uncharacterized. Gene Ontology annotation, biological process: GPI anchor biosynthetic process. Gene Ontology annotation, cellular component: mannosyltransferase complex; endoplasmic reticulum membrane. NCBI's taxonomy places the organism in Eukaryota, Fungi, Ascomycota, Eurotiomycetes, Eurotiales, Aspergillaceae. Gene Ontology annotation, molecular function: mannosyltransferase activity. The coding region runs from base 1 to 777 and encodes 258 amino acids. The record is from RefSeq and is a predicted model, not a curated record. The transcript is spliced from 2 exons.
AUGUACCACUCCAUCGCCACCAUCGUGGGAUUAAUAUUCCUCUCCCUCACAAACCUUGUCCACGCAAACGUGGAGAAAACCAUUUUCCUUGCCCCACCAGCAGCCACGCUGCCAUCAGAAGAGCCAGAUCUAGAUGAUCUCGGUCUAGAAAGGCUCUCGCCAGAGAACCAUGCUGUGCGAACACAGCUCAAUGCUUCAUUCCCUAGUACCGAGGCACCAGAAGGUACGGAGUCAUGGUUCUUCCUUGAGAACCUGAAGCCCGGGCAGCGGUAUGAGGUGCGGGUUUGUUGGUUAGCCACGCAACCGACAUCAUUCACACUCACAACACACCAGCUCUCAGCAACAAUCGAGGAUGAGACCCUCUUAUCCUCCCUCAGCAUCUUCUCCGCAGCUCGCCUCGCAAGUCUGGACACUCAGCUUCAAGAAAACACCAUCUUGCGACGUGCAUCGGGCCACACGGGAGGAGGGGUGAUCUCGCCGGACGCAGCAUUAACGACAGACUCGGUGCUUUUUCUGAGAGUCCAGGCCGCGGCAGAUUAUUUCACUCAUGACGAUUCUUUGAUGAAGAACGUGCCGCCCGUAUCUGUGGAUCUGAUUCUGGAUCCAUUUUUGUGGAAUGUGUUCCCCAGAUCGCUUGUUCCCACUGCGGUGUGGAUUGUCAUUGUUGCAAUCGUCGCAGGCUUUGUGGCGAAAUGGGUUGGUGGGGAGAUUGGAAGGGUCAUUGAAGAGGCGAAGAAGGAGAGGGACGAGGGUGAGGAGGAUAAGAAGGAGCAGUAA